UUAAGACAUUUAUACAUCUUCUAAAGCAGCAGGUUAUUACACAGAAAUAAACAUGCCUUCAGAAACAGGAAAAACAGAUAUGGAGAGAAUUGGUCUCUUUAGUGAAAUGGAGUACAUCAGCAUUGGGGAUAAAUAUGUCUCACAAUUUAACCGCCCUUUUAAUGAAGCUGCAAGCAAGAACAAGCAGAUGCUGCCAGGGGGUAACAAGGAGAAGGCAGCUACCCAGGCAGGUUAUUUUGACCCUGUUUUUGGAAGAAUUUUCGAAGGUGAAAGCUAUUUAAAUCCUGUUCAGCUACGGAGACGAUAUCGAAUGGCGGAGGCAAAGAAAAACCUGGGAAGCAAAGCCUUCCUUCCCAGUAAUGGAGAUAAAUUUCCUUGUGGUAUAGGAACAUAUUAUGGAACAAUUGGAGGUCCAUGUCCCUAUUUUAGUGCACAAACCAAAGACAGGCCACCAUAUGUUCAGCCUGGGAAGAAUCUUUAUACCAAUCCAGGAAAGAAAGGAACUGGCUAUGGGUAUCCAAAUCUUACCAUAGGUAAACCGUACCCCCAUUCAGUUGAAUUAUAUGACAUCGGGAGGAUAAACUUUAAGAAAACAUCUGAAGAACACCAUCGCCUUAUGAAAGGUGGGCCUUUCAAAUUGAAUCUUUAUCCUCGAGAGUAUUUUGAUAUAAAUCCUUACCACGAUGACAAACCAUUGCCACCACCAAAGAAACAACCGGCAGUAAAACCAAUUCAGCAACCAUUUAAGCCAAGCUCUCCUGCCAAGAAGCCAGGAGGCAUGAAAGCAGGCACAUUUGAUCCUUAUCCAUCUCAUUCCACGGAUCCUUACAUCAUUAAGCUGCCCAGGCCUAUCACAACCAAUAAACAAGGGCAGGUCUUUCAUCCUAAUCCUGGGACUAAGAGCAGACCAGUAAGAAGUAUUAUGACCUCAAACAUCGAAAAAUCAUUAAACGUAACCAACUACACAAAUCCACGUGUGAUGUCGUAUUAGCUGUACAAAAGAAAGAUGAAUGAACUCUGCAAACAGAAUCAGCUCAAGUAAAUAAAAUUUUGUCGCUGUGGGAAACAUGUUAAA
Messenger RNA from Pogona vitticeps (central bearded dragon), 1075 nucleotides. The record is from RefSeq and is a predicted model, not a curated record. NCBI's taxonomy places the organism in Eukaryota, Metazoa, Chordata, Lepidosauria, Squamata, Agamidae.